Tympanuchus pallidicinctus (lesser prairie-chicken) is the source of this 8118-nucleotide messenger RNA. RefSeq names its product progestin and adipoQ receptor family member 8 (gene PAQR8). NCBI's taxonomy places the organism in Eukaryota, Metazoa, Chordata, Aves, Galliformes, Phasianidae. The coding region runs from base 2984 to 4045 and encodes 353 amino acids. Gene Ontology annotation, cellular component: plasma membrane. Gene Ontology annotation, molecular function: steroid binding; nuclear steroid receptor activity. The transcript is spliced from 3 exons. The record is from RefSeq and is a predicted model, not a curated record. Gene Ontology annotation, biological process: response to steroid hormone.
CAGCCACGGUCAGACUGGAUGGGCUGUGAGCACUGCUGGAGCUGUGGAUAUCCCUGCUCAGCACAGGGAGUGGGCCUAGAGGUCCCUUCCUGAAAGGUCUCUUCCAAUUUGGACAGUUCUAUGGUAAGCCCUCUUGCUUGGGUCCCAUCAGAGCAAAUGGUGAGAGGCAGAUAACGCAUGGGAGCAGGUGGACAGACAGGUAGAUGAGUUUAGGAUGCCCAAAGCGUUUCAGAGUCCAUACUCGCACCCUUCCGCAUCAUGUGGAGGCAGCAGAUGCCUAGGCAAAUAGAGGCAAUCAGCUGCUGCAGUACCAGGGCAGCCUGGUGGUGCACUGGCAAUGGGUUGGGGCUCUACAUGAUGCAUGCUGACCCCAGAGAACCUGUCCUUGAAGCAGGCAUGCUGCUGCAAAAUGGAUCGUCACGGUUGGGUCAUGGGAUCGUGCUCAAAACCCUGAGAAGCUGCUUUCCGUAGCUCAAAACUGCCUGUGCUGGAGGGACACCACCAGUUCAUGGGGAGUUCUGCAGAGCCUGCCUGGGGAUGUGAAUACACACAGGCUUCAUGUAGCCUCUUUGCACCUGGACCAGAAAGUCAAACAUCAUCUCAGUAGAACGUGCAUAAAACCUUCCUGCCCUUCCCACCACACUGUGCUCAGCCUCAAGUCCUGUCCAGCUCAUCCACAGGAGAUACAGGAUCACUGAGGUUAGAAAAGACUUUCAAGAUGGUCCAGUCCAACCAUUAAUCUGCGUGUUGGCUCUGCCUAGGAUGGAGAUAGCUUUCCCCACAGCUGCCCAUAUAGUCUUGUGCUGUUGUACUUGAAGCUAGAACAGCAUUCAGAUAGGGCAACAGAGGGGGAGUAUUGCAAUCUGCAUAGGCAGAGCUGCUCUCCUUGCCUGGGCUCUGCUUUAUCCUGAAGCUGAGGUCUAGAUUAAAUUGAAUGAAUGAGUUUUUUCUUUCUCUAUCAGCAAUAAGGAGUCGGAACAGACUGUAUCAAAUGAGUGUGCCUUCAUUGGAACUGGGGAGUAUUGUCCAUUUUUCACACCAUCCCCUCAGAGUUCAAAUCUGCCUUCCCAAAUGUUGGCACGUAUCCCCUAGGAAUACACAAGCUGCUGAAUAAGCACAUGUUCCAUCAUGGGUCUGCCCCCUCAGGACAGGAAUAAAGGGAAUCUGCCCAUGUCAGACCCUCAGUGAGGGCUCUGCCUUCAGCUUGGCACAGCUGUGACCCUAUUUUAGCUGUGACACUCCAUUUUAGGAACCACCUUUCCUUCCAACUCUUGUAGGGUGGCUCCAGCAGACGCAGCAGCCACUUUCUAUGUGGCAAAGAAGGAAAAAAAAUCCAAACAGGCUUGAGAGAUGCUAACGAAGAAAGCCUUGAAAGCACAAGGAGAAAGAACUGGCUGGAAAAUGCAAUAUGUCAGCUGUGACAGUUCCUAUCUGCUAGAACAAGGAAGUAAAGUGAAAAUGUUUUGUCUGUUAUCAGAAGCUUUGAGUUGUGAGGGGAAGUGGGACCUUGCAAGCCAGUGCAGAGUCUGCUCAGGCUUGGCUCUUUGUGCUAUCUCACCCUGGGACUGUUCGUCAGCUCCCAUCUCUGCUUUCACUUCCUCUUGGUUUUUAACAUCAUACGGUGUCCCCAGCUUGCUGAGGGCCUCCUGGUGUGUAUCUGCUCAGAGCAGUCCUCUGCCUCUCACAGCAGAUGCUACAAAAGAAAAAUAAAGCAUUUCCCACGCUCAUGCAAAAUACUCAUUAACAUUUACUUACUUUCUGGUCGUCUCUAUGCACUUGGGUGUAUAAAUGAGCUUAGGAGUCCAGCCCCAGUCCUGCAAAUAUGCAGUGUUGGCUGGACACGAGUACAGAGCCUGCUUCAUCAGCAGCAGAUUCAGUCUAAGCACAGUCGUGUGUGAUGAGUUCUUUUUUCUUCCUUUUUUUUUUUUAAAUGUACUGUAAAUGCCAGCAGGGAAGAGAAGCUUCUUGGGUGGAAUGGAAACAGGUGAUUAGGGGUGAAGUCGGCAAUGUGAGGUUAUCUAGCCCAGCUCCUCUCAUUUCACUGUCAUCUCCUGUCCUGCUGCCUCUUCCAUAGGGGGGAAUGAGGGCUGUGGAAUUCCCUCCCCUCUGCCCAACUGAUUGCUGCAGCCCUGGGCAUGCACCCCAUCUGCAAAUUAUGUGGCAGGAAAGCCAGCCUUAUUUGUAGCCUUCAGGAUUUGGUUGCAAAUCCACUUAAAGAAAAGCAAGUUACCCUUAGAUGAAUCGUUAUGUCCUUGUUUUGUCCCUGAGUGGUUUGUUCUGGCUGAAAGGGUGAAAAACCCCCUCCACAGGUGCUUGAGAAUCAUGUGAGUUGGAAGGGGCAUUUAAAGGCCAUAUGGUCCCACUCCCUGCAAUGAACAGGGACGCCUACAGCUCCAUCGGGUGCUCAGAGCCCUGUCCAGCCUGACCUUGGGUGCCUGCGGGGAUGGGGCACCCAGCACUGUGUUCCAGUGCUUCACUACUUUUAUUGUAAAAAAAACCUCCUUAAAUGCAGUCUAAAUCUCUCCUGAGAUUUCCUCUGUAAAAUCUCCCCUAACUGCUUCUUGCCCCCCUUUAUUGGCAGCUAGCCCUAAACAUGCCCCAUGAGACUGCCAAGGAGGUGGGGACUAAGUGCAGGAUGUCAUGUUUCUGUUUCUAUCUAAUCUAGGCCGAACCACAGAGACAUCCUCCUGUGUGCUGAAUUCAGGUCUGCCUAGUCCAGAAAAGCCCUUUGCUUUGCCUCUCCAGGCAGGGCCUGCAUCUUGAUAUCACCACAGAAUCGUGACGUUUGGAAAAGCGAUCUGCGAUCCCCGAGUCCAACUGCAGCCCACCCCACCACGCUCACAGGCCGUGUUCCUCACAUCUCCACGGUUCCUGAACACCCCCAGGGACGGUGACCCCCCCACCUCCCCGGGCAGCCCGUUCCUGUGCAUCCCCCUUCUUUCUGCGGAUAAAUUCUCCCUGGGCACGAGGACGACGUCCCCCCAUGAUGACGGCCAUCCUGGAGCGCCUCAGCACGCUGUCCCUCAGCGGGCCGCAGCUCAGCCGCCUUCCCCGCCUGCUGGAGGAUGGCUUCCCCAAGAUGCCGUGCACCGUCCCACAGGGAGAGGUGCCACAGCUCUUCCGUGAGCCGUACAUCCACGCCGGGUACCGUCCCACUGGGCAGGACUGGAGGUAUUACUUCCUCAGCCUCUUCCAGAAGCACAACGAGGUGGUCAACGUCUGGACUCAUCUCCUGGCGGCGCUGGCCGUGCUGCUGAGGUUCAAAGCAUUUGUGGAAGGCGAGCAGCUACCCCUGGAUGCUUGGUCUCUGCCUCUGCUCAUCUUUGUCCUCUCCUCUGUCACCUACCUGACCUGCAGCCUCCUGGCCCACCUGCUGCAGUCCAAGUCAGAGCUGUACCACUACACUUUCUACUUCGUGGACUACGUCGGGGUCAGCACCUACCAGUACGGUAGUGCCCUGGCCCACUUCUACUACAGCUCCGACCAGGCGUGGUAUGACAAAUUCUGGCUUUUCUUCCUCCCGGCAGCUGCUUUCUGUGGCUGGCUGUCGUGUGCUGGAUGCUGCUACGCCAAAUACCGGUACCGACGGCCUUACCCCAUCAUGAGGAAAAUGUGCCAGGUGAUCCCAGCCGGGCUGGCCUUCAUCUUGGAUAUCAGUCCUGUCGCUCACCGGGUGGUCGUGUGUCACCUGGGGGGCUGUCAGGAAGAUGCUGCUUGGUACCACACGUACCAGAUACUGUUUUUCCUUAUCAGUGCUUAUUUCUUCUCCUGCCCGGUUCCUGAGAAGUACUUCCCUGGCUCCUGUGAUAUCGUUGGCCAUGCCCACCAGAUCUUCCACGCCUUCCUGGCUAUCUGCACCCUAUCGCAGCUGGAGGCCAUUUGUUUGGAUUACAAGAACAGGCAGGAGAUCUUCCUCAAAAGACACGGGCCUUUUUCCAUCUAUCUCUCCUGCGUCUCUUUUUUCGGCUUGGUGGCCUGCAGUGCCAUCACAGCUUACAUCCUGCGAUGCAGGAUCAAGGCCAUCCUAGCUAAAAAGGACUCCUGAGAAUCGUGAAGGUGAUGGGCCACCACCCAAAAAGGAAAAAAAUAAUAAGGGGCAUAGCAUCUUAGAGGCAUAACUGGCUUAUUUGCCUAACACACUGUGACUAACCUGGACCUUGGACUGGGGUGGAGGGCUGGACGCUUCAUGCUGGGUGCAUUUUCACAGCAGGAGCUGCCUUCUGCCAUGCAGGGGGACAUGGGGUGUUUUAAGCCACAAAAGUCACUUAACCAAGGUACUGGAAUAGGCAUAGGUUCUUUGUUCUCUCUAGUGAACCUGUGGGAGAUACCUCACCGAACGUGAAGGAUGGUAGCCAGAGGGCUGUGCAACUGCAGAAGGGUUUUCUAGGGCACACAGCACAGGGAAAACCCACCAUGAGGCCUCCGAGUGGACAUGUUGACAUCUUUGGGUUUUGCCAUUUCUGAGUGGACAUGAGAGACUUGCUAACAUCAAAAGCAGUUGUAAGAUUUCAUUUCUAGGGUUCAUUCGCAAGGGCGUGUGUAACAGUGGCUGGACUAAUCCUUUCCCAGCUCCAGCUCAGCUACAUCAGAUUUUAUCUAUGACCCCUUGAAGUAUCUCAGCAGCAGGUUGCUGAGGUGACAUCAGCAAAGCAUGCUUGCAGACCAAGACUUGACCUAGAGUCCUCUCAAAUCAACUGGAACUGAACCUGGCCCCCACGUCUGCCAGGUGCUGCUGUGGCCCAGCACCCCCUGGUUGGGGAUGUUGGGUCAUCUGUAUCUUUUCUUUCUGCACAGUUGCACCAUCUGUGGUGAAACUGCUUAGCAAAGCCCAAGCAGGCUGUCCCAGCUCUUCAGAGGCUCCUGCCUUCCAUUUUAAGUGCUUACUUGCCCUUGAGGACUUGGCCCUGGAACGGGUUGGAGCUGAUUUUCUUAGCUUUUCUCUGUAGCAGUAGUAGAGGUUGAGCUCCCCUGCGACCAGCGAUCAGCAUUCAAGAUGCUGGCAGUGGGAGGGGAACUGUAUUUGUAGAGAGAAGUGCCUCUUUUUCUGCCUGCGUGACAUGUUCAUACAUUCCUGCAAAGCCUGAUCCUGUAUCAUCUGCCAUGGGAGUCUGACUGGCCUCCAAUUCUGACCAUGCAGCACAGAACUUACUUGGGUGUGAUCUGUCUGGUAUGGGAAAGCCGCUGGGCUCUGGGCCUCCUAGGAAUGGUCAUGGCCAAAAGAGGAUGAAAGUGAAGUGGAUGUGGAGUCUUUAUUCCCUUUUUAACGGUCCUUUUCAGGAUGCCAAGCAAUCCUUGGUGGACCUUGUGGGAAAGAUGGCCGUGAAUCUGCAAGGUUGCUCUUCUCUGACUUAUGGGGCUUUGAAUCAGGCAUGUUUUUAUCGGCAUUAGAUGAAGGUAGAAUGGCAAAAGGAAGGAGCAGGUUGACAGAAUUAAGGUGUUUUGUAACCUUGGAAAGGGUUUGUCCUUGGAACUUGGAGGUUCUUGUGUGGAGCAGCAAAUAUAGUGGUCAGGAACACUGGUGUCUGUGAGUCACUGCUGUCUAGAGAGCAGGAAGGGUUGUUUUAUGGUGUCCUCAGCUAAAUGAAUCUCUUCUGUAAUUGCUGGAGGGAUAUUUGAGGUAUGGAGCCAUACUGUGGCACUGAAGUUAGCAGCACUUACAGGACUGGAUGCUCUGAGCCCAUACAGAUAGAUUCCAGACUACAUACCUUCUGGUCAACGUACUUCUCGCUUUUUACAGUUAACUCUGAGUCCUUCCAGCUGUAUUCUUACAGAAGAGCUGAAUACUCAAAUGUCAUGACAUCUAUAGCACGAUAUAUAAAUCUUCACUGAAAGCAAGAAAGAUGUGGGAUCAAUUCCAGCCACAGUUCUGAAUCCAAGGACAGGCAAAUGAAUGGUGGUUGCUGGUGUCGAGCAGGAAGACUUUAGGGUUGGGGAGAUGAUUUGUCAAGGCAAGCACUGAUUUCUGCACUUGAUCUGGUUUUUAAUUAUUGAGAUAUGUUUGGGCAUGUGCAUGCAUGCCUGAUUUAAUACCCAGAAAGGUUUUGCCUUCGGCUUUUUUAUCUACAGAGCGUCCUAGCUGGGUCAAGAUUAGCUUGAAGGAAGUAAUGCCGUGCUGCUGGAGGAGCAUGGGGGCCAGACAACAACAUCUCUGAAAACUCACCUAUCAGUAGGUACCUGGCUGCAACAAAAAGAAAGGUUUUGUGCACAAACCUGAAACUCUGGCCUAAUUGAUAAAUUGAAGGAUGAAGAGAGCAAUUUUUGAUCACAAGAGAAGAAAUCACAGGAGAAAUUUGGAGAAGUCAUCUAGUCCAUCCUUUCCCCUCACUGUGGGCUUCCUGUUCACAUCUAGCCCAGCUUAGGAGCACUCAGAAAUUGGUAAUGACUUCAUUUCCUACGCUGCUUAUUGACUUACCCCUCCUCACACUGCACCUUCUGCACAGAGGUUUAUCUGACUAUGGAGCAAGAAAAUGGCUGGGAGAUGGACCAGCAGAAAAGCAACCCUACUGAAAAAAUGUCAGUGAUUUUCUCCUGGUUUUAACAUCCAGCCAGCUUACUUGGGCAGCAGGGCUGCCUGCACACGUGGGUCUCCUCUCAGUUUGGGAGAAGACUUCCAGUAGGAGCAGGUAGGCUGCUUCUCACAGCCAAAUUUGCUUUGCCUUUGUGGCAGAUAAUGGAGAAUAAGCCAGUUACAGGCCGGUCCACGGUUUUGUUCUGAACUAAAACGGAGGGAGUGGGCAUUGCUGCUAACAGCAGACUGUGCUGUUAUCACUUAGUAAUACUGGUAUCAAAAGACAGGGGUCACCCGGGCGUUUGCUUCUCUAAGGCUGUUAAAAUAUGUGAUGUCCAGCCCCUGGCUAAAGAAGGAUGAUUGUAGUAAUGCUGUCCAGUUCACAGCAGGGUAGGAGGAGGUCCUUCAUUAAUUUCCCGAGGUAUUUCUGGUCAAAUGUCAUCUCCGUGCUACAGCAGAAGUGGAACUUCUCCUUCUGAAUCAACUGUGGUGUGACAGUAGUGGUGUUUCUGCAUAUCCCCAUGGUACCCCUCAAGUGAAGCCACUCACGUGCCCGCGUGGCCCUGCACUCAGACCUGGAGCUGACUUCCUCAUUACUAUGAUGGGUCAAUUUUGCAGGCAACUGCCACCCAAAUUGCUGCUGCUGUGAGGGUGCACCCCUGGUGUCCAAAGGGACUUGUCUACACUGGAGCUUCCCCUGUCUCUGUCUCCAUCCUCCUCGUCUGCCUCCAACAAAGAGGUUUGUUCCUUCACCCCAGGACUUGUGCCUUACGCACCCGGCUGCCUACCUGAGCAAACUCAACAUGCUGAGCACUCUGUUCCACCUCAGGAAAAGGACCUGGGAAGUGGCUGCCAGUGCCCUCCUGAGAACUGUGCUGUUGAUCUAGAGGAGACCAGAGCUGCUGAGACAGUAAAAGCGCAGCUGUGCUAAACUGAGAGCCUGCCAGGGUCUUCACCUUUGGGCUCGCUGCUUGGAGCACGGCUUCGUCCAUCCUGGUGCUCCUUUGAGGAGGCACGGCUGGGCUGGGUGUCCUGGUGGCAGGGAGUUAAGCACUUUUUGGAUCCUGAAGGCCCUCACCCUCAAGAAUCUCUGGCCCUACGAUGGUACUGUAGCAGAUCUCACAAGUUGGAUCUGCACAGGUCAGCUGAGCAGUCAUCCCAAUGUGCCUUAUGCUGUUACCUGCAGGGAUUUAUACCGAAGGAACCAGGGGCAGCCUCUUUGUUAUCUGCUGGUCUGUGGUGGAGCAGAAGGGGGAGGAUGGAGAGAGGUACCUUAAACUCGCCUUAAACUUGGAUUUUUUGCCUGGUGAUUUGUGUAGCAGGGCAAGGACGGGUUCCUCAUGUGCCUUGCAAUUUACAUUUUUUACUGACAAGAUUAUUUUUAAGCACUGUUUGUUACUAAACAGAAGGACAAAAAGAGUUUGUAUUUUUUUUUUCCCCCCUGGGAAAUAGAGAAGGGUAUGGGGGUUAGAUAUUAACCAUCCCCUUCCCACCUUCCAUCUGCUGACUUUGUAUUGUUGAAAACAUUGGUAAUGUUUUAAGCUUUGUACUGUACUGAUCAUUAUUUAAAAACCUCCAGUGAAAAACAAAACAAAACUGUGAAAGUAAAA